This is a messenger RNA of Cervus elaphus (red deer), 327 nucleotides long. RefSeq names its product defensin beta 124 (gene DEFB124). Gene Ontology annotation, biological process: cellular response to peptidoglycan; innate immune response; positive regulation of monocyte chemotaxis. The transcript has 3 exons. Gene Ontology annotation, cellular component: extracellular region. The record is from RefSeq and is a predicted model, not a curated record. The coding region runs from base 51 to 290 and encodes 79 amino acids. Lineage: Eukaryota; Metazoa; Chordata; Mammalia; Artiodactyla; Cervidae.
CUCUUCAUAUCAGGUGACCAAAGUAUUGGAGCUUCAGCAUCAGUCCUUGCAUGGUCCCCUGCCCCCUCCAGCACCCUGUGGCCAUGACACAGCGGCUUCUGCUUCUUGUGGCUCUCCUGGUCCUGGGUCAUGUGCCGACAGGGAGAAGUGAAUUCAAACGGUGCUGGAAUGGCCAAGGGGCCUGCCGGACUUACUGCACGAAGUAUGAAACCUACAUGCACCUGUGCCCAGAUGCCACCUUGUGCUGUCUGCCUUAUGGACUCAAGCCUGUCAAGACUGAAAAGGUUUAGCUGGUUCUGGGACUGAUACCCUUGCCCUCCAGUAAAA